AUGAGUCAUCCGAUGGCCUCGUCGUCAUCACAGCCGCAGACGUCUUCGGGUCAGUCGUCUUCGUCGCACCAAUACGUGGCCCAACACUCGGCGCCCAACGCUUCCGGAGGUCACCACUCGUCGCAACACUCGUCCGAAGGCCACCAUUCGGGCCAUUCCUCCAGAGAGUCGGUCUCGUCGUCCCGGGGCUCAAGACAUUCGUCCUCAUCGCUCACCACUGGUAUUAUCCGCACUCAGACCGCGUGGUUCCAGAAGAAAGUCCACUUACGGCCGGUGCUCAGGGGCUGUCAUCUCGACUUUUGGGCGAUGUUUGUCCACCAUGUGGUCACUCUAUGCUUAUUAGGAUUUUCAUGGGCCUGUAAUCUGGUCAGAAUGGGAACACUAGUUCUUCUAAUCCAUGACUUUGCAGACAUACCUCUGGAGGGCGCAAAGAUGAUGACAUACGUGAAGAAGCAGCGUAUGGCUGACGGCAUAUUCGUGGUGUUCACCGUGUGUUGGGUGGUGUCCCGCAUCGGUCUCCUGCCGUAUCGCAUACUAUACUUCUCGCUCCAUAAGGCGUUGUCAGUGGUGCCCAUGUUCGCCGCCUAUUAUAUAUUCAACGGCUUAUUGUGCGCAUUGCAAGCCUUGCAUAUAGUGUGGACCUGGUUUAUAGUCAGGAUUGCCAUCCACGCCGUCAAAAAUAAUGGAAUAAAAGACUUGCGAUCUGAUGAUGAGUCCGAGUCCAGUGUGGGUUCGUUGAAGGACUCGUCCGACGAAGUGGUGAAUAGCAAUCACAAGAACUAUUCAAAUGGUGGCACUAAUGUCACUAAUAAUAGCAUUAAUUCGGAGACAAAACUAGUUAAUAAUCACACGAAUAGGUCGACCACACGAACGGAUUCAGCUGAAAUUCCGACAAAUUCUUUGUUAGAAGAGAGUGACAACGAGUUGACCACUAAUUGGAGGAAUAGUUCGCAACAAAGAGGACAGCAAUUGAACGCUCAAUACGUGGGCUCUCAUGUCGUGAAGACUGAGGACAUCGAUGUCGACGAAGACAUCGAGUAUAAGGCGAGUGAUCCGCGAAUACGACGAAUGAUGUCUCGAAGGGAUGUCAAGACUGAGGACUCGGACGACGAGGAGACCGAUCGGAGACACCCUUCGCGUCGACACGUUCUUCAGCCGCAGAUCUUGUCGUUGGGUUCGGAGGACAAGGAGUCGGUGGAAGAGGCGAAGAGUCGGCGUCGCAGUCGACAUGAGACCGAAGACAAGUCGAGCGAUGAGGAGGAGGCGGACGAGGAGAACGUGGAGCGAAGACACGAAGUGUUGAGACUGAAGAGGGAAGAGGAAGACGAGGAGCUGUUGGCUGUGGACGUGGACGAGGAGGAGGAGGAAGAAGAAGAGGAGUCGGAGUACGAGGAGUACACGGACUCGGAGGACGAGACGGGCCCUCGACUUAAGCCCGUAUUUGUGCGCAAAAGAGACAGAAUCACAGUCACAGAGAAGGAGAAGGAAGAGCUGAAGGAAAGGCAGCAAAAGGAGGCGGAAAGGCGUGCAGCGGAGGACCGGAAGAGACAAACGCUGAAAAUGAUUGAAGAAGACGUGCGACGGGAGGAACAGGAGAGGGAAGACGCGAAGGAAGAGGAGGCCAUUAAGAGAGGAAUUGCGACCGUUUUGACGGACGAUGAGAACGAAGAGACCGCUUAUGAAGUCUGGAAAUUACGGGAAUUGAAGCGAAUUAAGAGAGACAAAGACGAGUCGGAGGCGUACCUCCGGGAGCGACAGGAGGUCGAGAGGCUUCGGCAGAUGACGGAAGAGGAACGGCUCCAGGAGUUGAAGAAUAACCCCAAAGUGGUGACCAAUGCGGCGCCCAAAGGGAAGUACAAAUUCCUGCAGAAGUAUUACCACAGAGGGGUGUUCUUCCUGGACGAGGAGGACGAGGUGUUUAAGCGUGACUUCGCUCAGCCCACUCUUGAGGACCACUUCGAUCGCACAGUUGUUCCAAAGGUGAUGCAAGUGAAGAACUUUGGCCGUUCCGGUCGUACCAAAUACACGCAUCUCGUCGACCAGGACACCACCGCUUUUGACAGCGCCUGGACUGCAGAGACCACGCAAUCCAAUAAAUUUCAUACACAACAGGCCGGAGGUAUGAAACAAGUGUUUGAUCGGCCGUCCGGUAAACGCAAAUGA
Oppiella nova is the source of this 2163-nucleotide messenger RNA. Lineage: Eukaryota; Metazoa; Arthropoda; Arachnida; Sarcoptiformes; Oppiidae. The record is from the annotation of a GenBank genome assembly.